Messenger RNA from Urocitellus parryii (Arctic ground squirrel), 2587 nucleotides. NCBI's taxonomy places the organism in Eukaryota, Metazoa, Chordata, Mammalia, Rodentia, Sciuridae. The record is from RefSeq and is a predicted model, not a curated record.
UCCUGAGUACCAUUCUGCCUGUCUACAAAAGAGUUGCAUUUUGCCUUAUAACAUCUAGGCAAAUAAUUUCACUUAAAUUAAUGAAUUCAUUCCUGCCCCAGGAAACUUUGCUGCAGAAGGAGUGAGUCAUCAUCAUUGCAUUUCCACAAUCCCUUCAUGUCUCUUCAGAGCAGUUUUCCAUAGUGCUGCUUCUGUGGGGGGUGUUUGCUUGGACCAAGGAGACCAUUGCUCUCAGAAACAAAACUAUUCAUGUGAGAUAAGCAGAGAAUUCAUGUGAGAUUCUCAAGAAUGAGAAUAUAGUCUUGGUUUCCAGAUCUUUCACUAGAGGCCUCUCUCCAGAGUCAGAACAGACAGAAGUCAAAAACAGCAGGUUUCCUGAGAGCAGCAGAAAAUGAUUGAGUCACAGAUAUCGUUUGAGGAUGUGGCUGUGGACUUCACAUGGGAGGAGUGGCAGCUGCUUAACCCCACUCAGAGGAGCCUGUACAGAGACGUAAUGCUGGAGAACUACAGCAGCCUGCUCUUCCUGGGUUAUCAAAUCAUUAAACCUGAUGCCGUUUUCAAGCUAGACCAAGAGGAGUCAUGGACAGUAUAUGAARAAACCCUACACCAGAACGUUUCAGAAAUCUGGCUAGACAGUGAUUCUAAAAUAUGGCAUCAAGAUAAUCAAGACAAGCUUAAAAGUAUGGAGAAAGAUCAUGGAUGUGAUGUUUUGGGGAAACUAUUUAAUUCAAGCAUGAACUUUGUUCACUUAGGAAUGAGACUCCAUAAAUGUGGCAGAGGUGAAAAAAGUUUGAAACAUCCUUUUGAUUUUCUUAUUCCAAAAAAUAACUGUGGCAAAAAGAAAUUUGAUGAGCUCAGCAAGGAGUUACUGUUUUGUGUGAAAUCCGACAGAGCCUGUGGAGAGGUACAAUACUGUGAUGACAAGAAACACAGAAGAACCAGCAGCAACGAGGCUUGUGGGACACACACGGGAGUCUGCUUGUGCUUGGAGUGUGGCAGAGUUUUCCACAGGAAGUCACAGCUGACCAUUCACCAGAGAACUCACACAGGAGAGAAGCCCUAUCUUUGCAGUGAGUGUGGGAAGGCCUUCUCACAGAAGUCCUUGCUCACUGUGCACCAGCGGACACAUUCAGGGGAAAGGCCCUACGGGUGUGGCGAGUGUCAGAAGGCUUUCAGCAGGAAGUCCCUGCUCAUGCUACAUCAGAGAACUCACACUGGAGAGAAGCCCUACGGGUGCAGUGAGUGUGGGAAGGCCUUCAGCAGGAAGUCCCAGCUCAAAAGGCAUCAGAUGGCUCAUGCAGUAGAGAAGCCCUAUAGCUGCAGUGACUGUGGGAAGGCUUUCUCCCAGAAAGUGAAGCUCAUCACACAUCAGAGGGUGCACACAGGAGAGAAACCUUAUAAAUGCAGUGAUUGUGGGAAAGCUUUCUUUUGGAGGUCUCAGCUCAUUACUCAUCAGAGGUCUCAUACUGGCAAGAAACCUUAUGUGUGUAGUGAGUGUAAAAAAGCCUUCAGCAGGAACUCACUCCUCAUUAGGCAUCAGAGAAUUCACACAGGAGAGAAGCCCUAUGCAUGCAGGGAAUGUGGUGAAGCUUUCAUCCGAAAGCCGCAGCUUAUCAASCAUCAGAUAAUCCACACGGGGGAGAAGAGCCAUCGAUGCCACGAUUGUGAAGAGGCCUUCUUCAAGAAGUCAGAGCUGAUGCGGCAUCAGAAAGUUCACUCUGGAGAGAAGCCCUAUGGCUGCGUGGAAUGUGGGAAGACCUUCUUUGGAAAGUCGCAGCUCCUAACCCACCAGAGAACUCACACUGGUGAGAAACCAUUUGGCUGCAGUGAGUGUGGGAAGGCCUUCACCCAGAAGUCAAGCCUGAUAUCGCAUCAGAGAACACACACUGGUGAGAAGCCCUACAAAUGCAGUGAGUGUGGGAAGGCCUUCAGCGAGAAGUCCAGUCUCACUCACCAUCAGAGAACCCACACUGGAGAGAGGCCCUUUGAAUGCAGUGAGUGCAGGAAAGCGUUUGCCUGGAAGCCACAACUGCUCAGGCACCAGAGGAUCCACACGGGGGAAAAGCCCUAUGAAUGCAGCGAAUGUGGGAAAGCCUUUGUUCAGAAGGUGCAGCUCAUUAAACAUCAGAGAAACCACACAGGAGAGAAAACCCAUGGGUGCAGUGAUUGUGCAAAAGCUUUCUUUGAGAAAGCACAGCUCAUCAUCCAUCAGCGAAUUCACACAGGAGAGAGACCCUAUGAGUGUGCCGAAUGUGGGAAAUCAUUCACCAGAAAGUCCCAUCUCAUGAGGCACCAGAGGAGCCACACAGCAGGCAGAGGCUGUGCACGCAGCGAGUGUGGUGGCAGCUUUAGCAGCAGGUUGCAGCUCACAUUGCACCAGAAAGACCACGCAGAACCAACGCCAUGUGAGUGCAGCAAGGGCCAACCCCUGCCUGCUGUCAGAUGUCCCCACUGAGGACAUGUAGGAGAGACUCCUGUUGAGAUAGCAGCUGCUGGAAACAUGCUAGCAGGGAGUUGAGUCACGAGAGCUUUCUAGUGUUUGAAAAGCAGAUGUUGUGCAAAAGCCUUCUCCCAAAAGAUUCCCUGG